CCGAGCACAAUUUAGUGUUACACGCGUUUGUUUUGUUUACGUGCACCGGAAACGCUAGCCUAGCUAGCCACAAAUUAAACGCUACAACAUCUCUUUAACCACAACGUCUGCUGAACUGAUAGUAAAACACAAUGAAACCCGCAGUGGAUGAGAUGUUUCCUGAAGGAGCCGGACCGUAUGUGGAUCUGGACGAGGCAGGAGGCAGCAGCGGCCUGCUGAUGGACCUGGCAGCCAAUGAAAAAGCAGUGCACUCUGAUUUUUUUAAUGACUUUGAGGAUCUGUUCGAUGACGACGACCUGCAGUGAUGACAGCAUCAACACCUGUGUGCUGCUGUGAACGUGUACAUAAGAAAAGAAGAAAUCAUGAAAACUGUCUUUUUCUGACAACAGGCUCUCUCUUAUUUGUACAGCCCCCCUCCUCCUACAUGUCACCACCGCACUGAAAUAAAGUCUUUUUGUUUU
Molecule: messenger RNA, 461 nt
Organism: Centropristis striata (black sea bass)
Lineage: Eukaryota; Metazoa; Chordata; Actinopteri; Perciformes; Serranidae
Gene: cops9
Product: COP9 signalosome subunit 9
Exons: 3
Coding region: 132-305 (57 amino acids)
Biological process (GO): negative regulation of protein neddylation
Source: RefSeq, a predicted model, not a curated record